AGAGAGAGAGAGAUGGAUUGAAGCUUGAGAGAGGUGAUGAGUGAUGAUGACCGAGGAUGCUCUUUUUUGCUUUUAGGCUGGAAAUGGGAGACCACCAACGUAUCACAACUUUGAACAUUCAUCCGUCCCCUGUUUUCUGUUCUUUUUAGAUUUUCGAGUAAUACUUUAAUCCUAUAUCGACCAAAGUCACUGGUUUCUUAUAGAAAACAUAAAAAGUAAGAAACUUCAUAGAGAGAGAGAGAGAGAGAGAGAGAGAGUCAGGACAUGGGAUUGCGGCUGCUGCCCUGAACUGGUCUCCGACCUACACGCUCAGAUGUUCUAGGACAACGGAUGUCCAAGAAUUCGACCCGAUCUUUCUUCGGAAAUGGGUUCAUCCGAUCGGUUGUUUAACAGGCAGAGAACUGUCCACGAAGUGCUUGGUGGAGGUCUUGUUGCGGAUGUUAUAUUAUGGAGGAGGAGCAAAUUGACAUGGGGGAUACUGGUAGUGACUCUAGCUGCUUGGGUUGUGUUUGAAAUAUCUGGAUAUACUCUAUUAUCGCUAUCCUCCUGUGUUCUGCUCCUACUCACCACUAUUCUCUUUCUUUGGGCCAAAUCGGCAGCCAUACUUAAUAGACCUUCUCCACCCCUACCUGAGAUGCACAUAUCAGAAGAUAUGAUGAAUGAUGUGGCAGCUUUUGCUCGAACUCAUAUAAAUGCUGUGCUCUUGGCUUUCCAAAAUAUUGCCUUGGGUAAAGAUACAUGGAUGUAUUUUAAAGUCGCUAUAUCCUUGUUGCUGAUUUCUGUAGUUGGCAGCCUGACUGAUUUCCUCACACUAGGAUACACGAGCCUUGUUGUCAUCCUCACAGUUCCAGCUCUCUAUGAGAAGUAUGAAGAACAUUUUGAUAAGUACGUCAUGGCAGGUUAUGGCAGUGCUGUGCAGUUCUAUUCCAAAUUAUCUGAGGGUUAUAGAAGCAAAGUUCAGCAAUGGAUUGCGGAGCAGAAAAAACUGAGUUGAUGUCCUACAUCUAUCACCUUUAUUCAUUUUUUUUUGUGUCUUCUCUGUAACCACUGUAUCUUCCUUUUCCAUCUCUGUCUCCCAUUCCAUUCCAUUUUUCCAAGCUGCGGGGGUGGACAGGUUUAUUAGUGAGCUUUGAGUGCUUUUUUUUUCCUCUUCCUUAUAUGCCUAUAUUAUUUUUUUGUCAAUCUAUAUUAUUUUUUUGUCAAUAUAGUGUUUUGCUUAUCAUGUUUUAGUCUGAAUUUGGAGCUUCAGGGUUAUGAGUCUGUCCUCCAACUGUAGGUUUCACCUGGGGCAAAAAUGCUGUGUGGGUAUUUGGAGAGAAUCCUCCUUGUUCACGGAACAAUUGAAAAAGGAAACUUGUAUGUACUUACGAUAUGUACAAAUGUUAAUUUCUUUUGGGGCUAGGCUUGAAUUAUGAUAUACAUUCGUCCACUCUUACUCUUAA
This is a messenger RNA of Eucalyptus grandis, 1442 nucleotides long. RefSeq names its product reticulon-like protein B12. NCBI's taxonomy places the organism in Eukaryota, Viridiplantae, Streptophyta, Magnoliopsida, Myrtales, Myrtaceae. The transcript has 4 exons. Bases 365 to 994 code for a protein of 209 amino acids. The record is from RefSeq and is a predicted model, not a curated record.